Hirundo rustica (Barn swallow) is the source of this 1815-nucleotide messenger RNA. It is a transcript of the gene HS3ST4, whose product is annotated as heparan sulfate-glucosamine 3-sulfotransferase 4. The transcript is spliced from 2 exons. Bases 1 to 1281 code for a protein of 426 amino acids. The record is from RefSeq and is a predicted model, not a curated record. Lineage: Eukaryota; Metazoa; Chordata; Aves; Passeriformes; Hirundinidae. Gene Ontology annotation, molecular function: [heparan sulfate]-glucosamine 3-sulfotransferase activity.
AUGUCCCCCCCCGCCCAGCCGGGGGUGCCGGGCGGGCGCGGCUCUAAGGGGCCCCCGGCGCGGAAGCUCCUCUGCAUGUGCAGCCUCUCCCUGUGCCUCACCUACCUGUGCUACAGCCUGAUGGGGGGCACCGGUCCCGCCGCCCUGCGCUCCCCCGCCGCGCUCCCCGCCUCGGCGGCCCCCGGGGCCCCGCGUUCCCCCACCGCCUUCCCCGUGACGGCGGCCCCGCGCUCCCCCGCCGGCCCCCCGGGCGGCCCCGGCGCCCCGGCGCCCUCGGCCGCUCCGCCGCGGGCCUCCAACGGCAGCCGGGAAGGGGCGGCGGGCGCCUGGCUGCGGACGCCGCUGGCCCCCGGGGAGGUGAUCGCGGCGCAGAGCGGAGCCUUCGAGAGGGACCCGCAGGAGUCGAGCACCACGGACGAGGAGCUGAGCCGGGCCGGCAGCCCGGGCAGCCGCGGCGGCGGCGGCAGCAGCACCACGCCGGACUACGGGGAGAAGCGGCUGCCGCAAGCCCUCAUCAUCGGGGUGAAGAAGGGAGGGACGCGGGCGCUGCUGGAGGCCAUCCGGGCGCACCCCGACGUGCGGGCCGUGGGCACCGAGCCCCACUUCUUCGACAGGAACUACGAGAAGGGGCUGGAGUGGUACAGGAACGUGAUGCCCAAGACGCUGGAGGGGCAGAUCACCAUGGAGAAGACCCCCAGCUACUUUGUGACCAACGAGGCCCCGCGGCGCAUCCACUCCAUGGCCAAGGACACCAAGCUGAUCGUGGUGGUGCGCAACCCCGUCACCCGCGCCAUCUCGGACUACACGCAGACGCUCUCCAAAAAGCCAGAGAUCCCCACCUUCGAGGUGCUGGCCUUCAAGAACCGGACCCUGGGGCUGAUCGAUGCCUCCUGGAGCGCUAUCCGCAUUGGGAUUUAUGCUCUGCACUUGGAAAACUGGCUCCAGUACUUCCCCCUCUCCCAGAUCCUGUUUGUCAGUGGUGAGAGGCUCAUCACUGACCCAGCUGGGGAAAUGGCCAAGGUCCAGGACUUCUUAGGCCUGAAGAGGAUUGUGACAGAGAAGCAUUUUUAUUUUAAUAAAACAAAGGGGUUUCCCUGUCUAAAGAAGCCAGAGGACAGCAGUGCUCCCCGGUGUUUGGGCAAGUCCAAGGGUCGAACUCACCCCAAAAUAGACCCAGACGUCAUCCACAGACUGAGGAAGUUUUACAAACCUUUCAAUGUCAUGUUUUACCAAAUGACAGGCCAAGAUUUCCAGUGGGAGCAAGAAGAAAGUGAUAAGUAGAACCGUGAAAUCAGGAAAAAAUAUUUUUUGUUUUUGGGAUGUGAAUCAUCAUUUGAGACCCAAAACUCUCUUGGGGGCAGAGCUCAGCCCCGUGUGUAAGAGGCUCUUGUGUUGUCAGGGCUGCAGCAGAAGUCGCCCCAGAUGUCCACUGCUGGAACUGUAGUGGCCUGUCACCUCAGGCUGCGCUCGGGCUGUCCCCGCCGCAGCGCUGGGGUCGGGGGCAGGCGGGAGGAGGAGGAGGCAGGGGGAGCAGGGCUCCUCAGGGUGAUGGGGCACUUGGUGUUGACGUUUUGCUGCUGGUGUCCCUCUUGCAGCCAGGCAGGUGGGAACAGACCUCCUGCCACGGCGAGCUGGGCGACAGGGUGGCUCCCAAAACCCAGCUGGGACAAACCCAUAGAUUUGAUUUCUCCUGCCCUGCACUUUAGUUUUGCCCACACAGCAGCAUCAGAUCUGGUAAAUUCAGGCCUUGUGCACUCACGUGCACACUGGGCUUUGUGUGUGGAAGGAAUAAAGCCAGUUAUGCUGCAAAGGAAA